CAGAUGCUCAAUGAGAAGAUCUAGCCGUUUUUCUCUCAUCAGCACUCCUGACGCUAUACAGUAAAAGCUGUUUCCAGGGAUUACACUCUGCCCGCUCUUCUGCUUAGUAACAACCCAUUUCCUCAGCCAAGGGACACUUAUUUGUGAACCUCUCUCUUAAGCGGCUGCUUUCUAGAGAGAACAGGUACCUUCUCGCACCUUAUUUUGCAAAUGCUUCUGUUUACCAAGGAAUGUAGCUGAAUGUUUAUGUCUUGGAAUUUUUUGCCAUAAGUCCAGCUAUGGCAAGGACUUGCGCAGGAUGCAAAGAGAAGAGGCCCGCACACAGUUUGUGUACGAACUGCAACAAGUGGCUGUGCAGCUUGUGUACAGAGGAACACGGGCACAGCGAGGAAACAGGAGACCAUUUCCUCCCUAUUCCAUUGAAAGGAUGUUCAGGAGCUGAAGGGGAGACAAGUGAAUUUCCUUUAUUUUGCCCCAUGCACAAUCAAGAGACACUCAAGCUGUUUUGUGAGACCUGUGAUGUCCUUACUUGCCGCUGCUGCCUUCUGACAGAGCACAAGGAGCACAGAUUCCGUCAUCUUCAGGAAGCUUUGCAAAACCAGAGGAUGAUCCUGGAAAAUGUAACCGCUAAAGUGGACGAAAAGAAAAAUGGAGUACAGGUCUCAGCCAAACAGAUUGAAGACAGAUUGUUUGAAGUAAAACACCUGCAAAGAAAAGUGGAAAAUCAGAUUAAAAUGGCCAAGAUGGUCCUGAUCAGUGAAAUAAAUAAGCGAGCCAAUGUUCUUCUAGAACAGCUAGAGAGGAUCUCCGGUGAAAGGAAGCAGAAACUGGAACAACAGCUUCAGGGCAUCAUGGUGCUAAACAGGCAGUUUGAACACGUCCAGAACUUCCUCAGCUGGGCUGUUUGCAGUAAAAAUAGUGUUCCAUUCCUCUUCAGUAAAGAACUGAUCGUGUUUCAGAUUCAGCGUUUGCUAGAAACAAACUGUAAUGCAGAUCUAGGUCCUCCUUGGAAGGUCAGAUUCAUGUGGGACCCAUCUUUCUGGACGAAACAACUCUCCAAUUUAGGCCACUUGUCAAUGGAUGGGGGAUCCAUCCAUCACUCAGAGGUACCAGCCUAUGGAAAUAUGCAAGGAAUGCAGCCCUCUUUGUAUCAUCAUAAUCAUGGACAUAAUUCACCAGCACCACAGCAUGACCCUCUCAAUAGCCAGCCUCACCAAUUUCAGCCUCCUGUCCACUGCCUGACGCCGGUGUGCUGCACCCACUGCCUUAAUAUCCCCCACACGAAUAAAGGACAUCUCCCUCCUCAGGCCCUGAGCCACCCUCCAUCUUUCCGGCAGCCUUCCGAAAUGCAACCCCAGCAGCCACAUUUCCCUCUGCAUUACAGUCUGCAGCAGCAAGAAAGGGAGCAGAGGUGUAGCCUUCGGCCCUUGAAGACAAUGCCGCCUUGUGCUGAGCAGAAAUCUCACCAGGAACAUGACAGUCUCUCGGCCAGGAUGGGGAAGCAUUCCCAAGAGCAACCCGUGCACCUGGGGGCUCACCCCAUCUAUCCUCCUCUACUACAGGAUGGUCAGCAAGGGCAUGCUGACCAUUCCCAGCAGUCACCUGUGCAGUCUGCUGCACCCAGUCCCACAGUGCAAGUUCAUCUGAGUCCCCUCCAGAAGCUGAAGCUGAACCCCUUACAACAGCCACUGCAGCAGCACGAAGAGCCGCCGCCACCGCCACCAUCACCACAGCAGUCACCUACCCUGGCAGGUCCGAAUGAGAAGGCUCAUGACCAAGUGAUCCAACAGAGUUUGGACAUCAUGCACCACCAGUUUGAGCUGGAGGAGAUGAAGAAAGACUUGGAACUCCUUCUCCAGGCUCAGCAACCCAGCCUGCAGCUGAAUCAGGCCAAACCGCCUCAGCACGUACAGCAAACAAUUGUGGGACAGAUCAACUACAUCAUGAGGCAGCCUGCUGCAGUUCCUCAACAAAGCCAGGAAGACACUCAACAGGCUGGUGAAGAUUCUGUAGAGGCAGAAGGUCAAAAACCAGCACUUCCCCUUGAUAGAAACCCAAUACCACCCCUGCCACAGCCAUUAGAAGAAGCUAUUAUCAGUAUUCACUCUCCAGAGAGUGCUUUGAAUCCUGUCAGAAAGCAGUCAGCAUCUCUGAACAUUGUGGGCUUUUCAAAUGCUGUAGAAAUGGAUUUGUCUUCAGCAAGGAUAUCCAAGUCAGCUGAUCUACAGGCAAAAGAAAUCUCCACUGUGACAUCUGAACAAUCCCAGAGUAUGCCAUCUAAUACCAAUGGGACUCUUGAAGUUGUGCCUGGUUACAGCUGGACUUUGGAUGGAACUACAAAUGAUAUAAAUCCUGAUCCAACUGACCAUGUGACAACUAGUGGCAUACCCCUGGGGAACACAGUGUGCAAGCUGGAAAGUGAUGACUUUGGCUCUGCAAGAUACCCUCUUCGAAGAAACUCUGCUAGUCCUGAUCCAAAAGGCAUGAAUGAAUUACCUCUUCCUAUGCACAAUAUUCUGGAAGAACCUAUUAACCUUUCAGUGAAGAAGACUCAGCCAUGUGUACCCCAUCCCAUACUUAUCAGCAACACUGCCUCCAUGCAGUCAGUUAAUUCAGAACCAAGACAUACGGAAGAUUAUUGUAGUUGUGAAGAGGAGCAUGUUGAAAUGGAAAUUAAAAGUAAUCAGGACAACAGAGUUCAUGCCAAAGAUGCCAAAAUCCCAUAUGUGCGACUGGAAAGACUCAAGAUAUGCACAUCAGAGUCAGGAGAGCUUCCAGUAUUUAAACUGCAGCCCCAGAAGAACCAACAUGAUGGGACUUUCCUUUUGAUAAUUGAAUGCGGUACUCAGUCUUCAACCAUGUCUAUUAAGGUCAAUCAAGGAAAUCCACCUGAAAGAAUGAAUCAGAAGCCCAACUCUGAAAAUCUGGAAGAAAGAAGUAUCCCCACAAACCAAGUAACUGAGCAAGUGUCACUUCCUUCUGUAGAUCAGAGGCUCAGUAGUAGUAGUAGUAGUAAUAUGAAGAAAUCAUUGCUCACUCAGAAAGAAAAAUUACCUAUCGAGAAUGAGGACUUCUGUGCUGUGUGUCUGAAUGGAGGAGAGCUCUUGUGCUGUGACUACUGCCCGAAGGUGUUUCAUCUCUCGUGCCACGUUCCAGCUUUGCUCAGCUUUCCUGUAGGUGAAUGGGUGUGCACACUUUGCCGCAAUGUGGAGAAGCCGGAGGUAGAAUAUGACUGUGAAAAUACACGUUUCAACUACAGUAACAAACUCAUGACAGGAAGAGGACUUUAUGGCCUUGAGGAUUGUGACCAGAAGAAGUGUGAGAAGCUGGUACUUUCCCUGCUGUGCAAUAACCUGAGUCUUCCAUUCCACGAACCAGUCAGCCCCCUGGCUCGCCAUUAUUAUCAGAUAAUUAAAAGGCCUAUGGAUUUGUCCACUAUAAGGAAAAAACUCCUGAAAAAGAACAAAUUGCAUUACUCCACUGCUGAGGAGCUUGUAGCAGAUGUACGCCUUAUGUUCUGGAACUGUGCAACAUUUAACUAUCCUGAUUCAGAGGUUGCUGAGGCUGGACGAUGCCUGGAGAUAUUCUUUGAGAGUAAGCUCAAGGACAUUUACCCAGAAAAGCAGUUCUAUUCCUUGGUAAAGCAAGAUGAUUCUGAUUCAGAGGAAGUGGAUCAUGAACAAACCAAAGUAGCUCCCAAAGGAUUCCAGUGGCCCUCAUACAGACAAGAGUGCAUCCAGCCGAAAAGAAGACGACGGCAUGCAGACAGUGAAAAAACUAAAAGACCAAUGUUUUGGCCAGCGAAAGGGCUUUCGCAGGUGUGACUUCUGGACUGCUGCUUGGUUUGCUGUGAAGAAUGAAGAACAAAAAUAAUUGAUGGUGUGACGGGAGACAGGCAAUAUCAAUUACGUGUUUCACCUGAACUUCACACUAGUGGUUGACCAACUUCACUUACAUAUCCUUUGGGGAAAUUAUGUCUUCAGCAUAAUGUAAUUUUAGUGGGUCAUUGCCCAGCUAUCUGUUUUGUCUAACAAGUUGUAUUUACAUGAAUGUUUUGGUUAUAUACAAUAUCAAUUAAUAAUAAAAAUAGGAUAUUUGUUAUGCUUAUUUAAAAAUUAUUUUACAAAUUCUCUUCACUCUAUAGAUUGUAGCUCACAUAGUCCUCUGGGAGUCUUACCAUCACAGGGCACUACACAUACUUAUACUGGAUUAAAAUCAGGAGCCAUUUUACCAUGGAUAUCUCAGUCUGUCCUCUCCUGUACUGAACAAAAUAAAUGCCACAUUUAUCUGGUAUGAAUAAUGCACUUCCUUAUGCAGCUUCUAGCCGUAUGUUGUCUUGUUGAUAUGUUGUGUAACAGAAAACAUAACCACGGGAAUUCAGUUGAAGCAGUGACUUAGGAGGUUGAGUUUAACUGAGUUGUUUUGGCUCUUUGUUUAUAGGAAGACCAGCAUACAAUGCUGAAAAAAAAUAAGUGAGGGCAGAAAUAUGUAUUAUUAUAGAUGAGCUGUGAUUAAAAUUGAAAACAUAUUAGAAAUGUGAUUUAGGGUCAAAUUGCAUGUUAAUAAAAACAUCUAUUUCUUCUUCUGACUUGUAUCGGCAGUCCAGGGUUGCAAGUCUUUCCAAGUUACAUCUCUAACAUCAGAGGUGCAAACAAAGCUUUGCUGUCUCCCAGUUGGCUGGUUAUGAAGCAAAAUGAAGCUAAUUUGCUAAAUGUGGAAGGGUGCAUGCUGUUUGAAGAAACGGCAGCUUUCCACCUGAGGGAGUGUUGCUUCUAGCGACAUGUUUACUGUAUAACCUAUUUCAGCCCUCAGGCAAACUUUUGUAUUCGAAAAAAUCAGACUUCAAAGGAUCCUAUUCAUAUGCUCUGAAGAUCAAUCACCAGAUAAGCUAAUCUGCAAAUUAAGUUGAGGUGAGAAAAGUUUCCACUGUGCAUAUAGAUAUGCCCAGCAAUUAACUUAUUCCUUUUUCUAAUCACAGGCUAUCAAUAAUAGUUUGCUUCUGCCCUGAAAGACCUGCAUGCAGAAAUUAUAGCUUUUAGUUUCAGGGAGAAGUCUGGUACAGUUCCUUCCUACUCAAGAAGAAUAGCUAUGUGCCAGAAGUGAACCCUUUGCUUCACUCUUUGGGGUGAGGCUAUAGCUUGGAUGGCUAUCUGACACCAGGAACUCACAUGAUCCCAGUGUUCAGUUUAUUCUAGUCCUGUAUCUGACUCGUACAGUGCUGUGUGUGUGUGAUCAUGGAGCCAGGCUGCAUGGCAUCAAUUGCUGUACAGAUUUCUGAGACAUUGUUCUUGCCUUUUCUUGGCCUUCUUUCACCCUCCUAAUUUGACUGGUAUACUGUCAAACUAGAAGCUAUACUGUCCAUAAUUUCAGGUGCAGUUGUUUCAGUUUAUAUAAUGUUUGAUACCAUUCCUCACAUCCUGUACUGAUCACAUACAGUAGUGCUCUCAUCCACACCAUUAUCUCCUCCAGCUUCUUUAAUCCUAAUAAGUGAAAUAUUUAAAGCAUACUAUUAAUGGAGACUGGGUGUGAUUGCUGGUACACUGGUGCAGUCUUCUUAUAUGUCAUGUGAUUCUUUAAAAUGAGAAUCAUUUUAAGGCCACCAAAGUGUAGUAAUUUUCCAGGUAUUCUAUAUUCACUGUAAAUUUAUCAAUUUUUUCAGCACAGUCAAUAUAAAUCUAUUGAAUAUGGUAUCCAUGGAUGUUAUAAUAGAGAACACUUCUACUGAGACUUUAUAGAAAUGUUAGGAAGACCUAUUUUUUCCAAUGUUAAUAUUGUUCAACGUUAAUGCUGUAGGAACAUGUUGUUUCUUUUCCUA
Pogona vitticeps (central bearded dragon) is the source of this 5815-nucleotide messenger RNA. It is a transcript of the gene TRIM66, whose product is annotated as tripartite motif containing 66. Gene Ontology annotation, cellular component: chromatin. NCBI's taxonomy places the organism in Eukaryota, Metazoa, Chordata, Lepidosauria, Squamata, Agamidae. Gene Ontology annotation, molecular function: protein binding; zinc ion binding. The record is from RefSeq and is a predicted model, not a curated record.